CCCGGCGCAGCGUAGCUCCGCGGUGCUAGCCGGCGAGUCGGAGCUCUCCCCGCCCGUGCUGCUGCUGCACGGCCGGCACGUGCUGCGCGAGCGAGGCGCUUGACCCCCGCAGGCCUUUCCGCUCGCUGUUAUGCGAAAGACAUCUAAAGACACUGGGGACACAAUGUCAGUAAACAGCGGAGUGGAAAAUGACAUCAGAAAAUCUGAUAUAAGCACUAAGAAGAGAAAUUCAAUUAAGAAAAAAGUUCAAAACUUCAGUCACGAGUCUGAUGAUACUGCUCUGGUUACAUUACUUCAGACGUAUAAAGAUAAACCUGAUAUUGCCAAACAAAGUGCCAAAUAUACACUGUCAAAAACAAAGACUGAUUCAAUUCACGAAGAAGAAGAAGAUAUCCUUAAAAACAAAGAUAAGGACAUCGAGAGAGGGAAUUUAUGUAAACCUGCUACAACAGCACAUAAUAUAUCAACAAAUAUUGUCAAUGAGCGUAGCAAAAUGUUGGAUUCCGUUAUAGUUUGUAGUCCGACCACUCAUGUUUUUGGUAGCAAAAGCAUGACUUCAUCUUAUAAUACAACUACAAAUUCCUUACUUAUUGAAAUGAAUGAUAAAACAACAAGCAGUGUCAAUACAAAUGCUUUAAUUUUCACAACUGCAAAGAUUCAUACAGAUAGUAAACCUAAAACCAUGGAUUCCAUUCAGUUAUCCUCUACUCCUAUAUUAUCAACUGCCGAAGGAAAUUUCAUCAGAGCUGAAAUAACACCCAUUUUAUGUAACCUUCCCCCCAAACUUGAUUUAAUAACAGCCAGUAAUUUGAAUAAGGGAAUGUCACAAUCUACAAAUGAACCUGCAUGUAAAGCAAAUUCGAAAAAAUCUGGACAAGCGACAAAUGAAAUUAAAACACUUCUUGAUAAAUCAUCAACAUACAAUUUUGUGGACAAAAUUUUAGAAAAAGAUGUAAAAGACAUGUCCAAAGUACUUCCCAGUACAACCUCAACGCCAUUGCCUACAUAUUUCUAUACAGCAGGUAUUCAUAGAGAACAGAAUAAUCAGGUGAAAAAUAAACCAGGCGAUGAUACUGAAAUCACAAUGAAAACGGACACGCAAAUAACUAAAGACGAGAAUAAAAUAAAUUCAAAAAUAAUGAAUGACAAUAAAAAAUCAGCAGAUACAAAAUUAGAAAAUACAAGUAGUAUCAAAAAAUUACAGCGACAAAAACACGCAGCCGUUGAAGAAUCAAAUAAUUCGAAUAUGACUCAUUCUGAAAAUAAAAAAAAAAAUAUUGAAAGUCAGGUAGAAAAAUCGACAAAAACUAUAGAUACACCGAAUACGAACCCUUUAAAAACAAAUGGUUCAAUUCAGACUGAUACUCUAAAAAGAACUACACUUUCUACAGUUCAAACGAAAAUCGUAAAAACUUGUCCAAUGUCAUGUACAUCUGGAACGGAAAACAUUGCUACUGUUUCCACCACAGCACCGAUUUCUAAGUCAGUGACAACGGUUAAAUCAAUUACAACUGGUGCAAAGAAUUCCAAUAAAGAAACUUCGUCCGACUCUUCAUCACUAUUAAAAUUUUCUAGCGAUACUAAAGGCCCUGGAUCAGGGUCAACACAGUCAACAUCAACUGUAAAAUUAAUAAAUACUUCUAAAGAUGUCAAGGAUGAAACUAAAGAUCUUGUAACAAAAAUAGUAAUGCCAACAACAUCGAUAACUGCCAGUACAUCUACACAACCAUUUAGCACUUUUAAAUUACCACAAACCAGUUCGGUGUCUAAAAUCGAUAAUGCUAAGAAAUCUGCACCACUGACAUCAACUUGUAAAGUACCGCCAACAGUUGAUAAAACGUUAAAAAUCAAUAAAACAAAACCUAAUUCAAGUAUGGAAAGUGAAAGCUUUGCAAUUAAUUCGAAACAAUCUUCUGUUGUAUCUACAUCGAGUAAUAAUGUUCCAGUUUGUACGCCCUUAUACAUCGUUGCAACUUCAAAAACAAAAAUUGGAGGUACGCCUACGUCAAACACUGCAGGUAUUUCAAAAGCACAAAUUGAUAAUUCUAUUACUCAGGUUGUUUCUACGGUAAGAACGACCCCAACAGCUAUAGGUAAACCUUUGGAUAUUCCAAUGUCAGAAAUUGAUCCAAAGGAUUUAAAAAUAAAACCAACUACAUCCAAAUCAAGUCUUAAAAAAUGAACAGUUCAUAUCAUUUAGAUGAAACUUUAAAUAACGUAGGUAAACAUUUUGUGAAAUACAUAAAAAUAUUUCGGCUGACAUACCAUAAGAACACAUUUUUCGGAAUACUCGUAUUUUUUGUUGGGCUUUGACACUCGAGAUGUUAAUAUGUAAUUUCUUCGGUAUCACGAGAGGGUUAUUUUCAAUUAUAUAACAAAAAAGAAAAUUUAUUUUUCUGGUUAUCCUAACAAUACAGGAUAAUAUUAUUUGCUCACUUAGGUAAUUUAUUAAAGGAAUUGAGUGUAAAAAUGUGAAAAUUUAUAUUUAAGAUUAAUGUUGUAAAUCCUUAAGUUGCCGGUAUAACUGAGCUAUAAUAUAUAAACUUGAAAAGUAAUUUGCAUAGCCAUCUUGAAGAUAGCUAAAAUAAUAUUUUUCAUAGACAAUAUUAUGGGUAUUGCUAUUUUUUCAAUUUUUGAUGAACUUUAGAGACAAUUAAUUUCGUCUCAUACAGCGUCAAUUUCUAAAAUUAUUUUAAAAUAUUUAUUCCUGAACCUACAAUAACUUUAAUGAUCUUGCAUUGAGUCAAAUAAUAAAUAUUAGAACAUUUAAAAAAAAUCGUUAUGAGAGAAUAUUAAGAACGCAGGGUAGUUACAGAUAAUAGCAAUUUGAAAUUAAUCUUUUUUGGAAAAUUUUAUUACUAAGAUUUAUAAUACAUUUUACGUUUAUCAUCUUAUUAUUAGCGUACUUUACUUCUUUCACCUUUUAAUGUACCUUAAUAUAAACGUAAAAUUAAAUAUAAAUACAUUUUUGACAAUUUUUAUUAACUUUCUGAUUAAUUAUUUAGUUUUUUAUUCAAUUUACAAUUAAAAUAUAUGUGAUCCAUAAUUUUGUAUAUAAUUUACAUGAAAUAUUUUGAGUUGUUUGCUGAAUAUUUUGCCUAUGUAAUAAUUUAAAAUCAAAUCAUACAAAUACAAAAUGAAAAUGCACCCAAAAUAGGUAGCAAUAUUUACAUAUCCAAUAGUUCCAUAUAAAAUGUAGGCAUGUAAUGAAAAAUAAACUAGGAUUUUUUUCUUGUUUGUUUGUAGGUGAAGUAGUAGCUUUAAGCUGAUAUACAUUAGAGUUGUACGUCCGAUUAGUAUAGUUUUCGUAAUCCGUCUAAUCCUGCUCAUAUUGAUGUAUUCUACACUGAUUCGAGAUUUGUUGUGUGUUGUCUUGCGGCUGUAUGUAAUUUAAAAUCCAAUUAUUAAACACGGCACUUAUGUUAAUUUGUAUCACGUUAUAUCAUCGUAAUUAAAAACACGAAAAGUAGGUAUAUAAAAUCUAAGUGUUUGUUGUUAUUUUAUACAUAAUUACAUUUUUCGGUAAUUGUUAUAAAAAUGAGUGACGAGUACAUUCUAAUUAUUUGUUCCAUUACUAAAUAUUGCAUAUUUUGAAAAAACUGCUUCUACCGUUACACAUACAACUCCUGAGGGGUUUAAAUAAUUAAUGUUCUAUAGUUACUUCAGUACUAAUGGUAUUUGGUGUACUAUAUUAUGUACUUUUAAUAGGUAGGUAUACCUGAAAAUUAUGCGAUAAAUUCAGUGGACACUUGCAAUAAAUUUAGACUGACCACGGUAUUAAAAAUACGAGUUAAAGUUUAUCUCUACUCCUAAUUUAGUAAAUUAUUACUAUUCAAUUAUUUCAUUCAAUAAUAUUACGUUAUGUCAUAUAAAUUAUGCCACCUUCUCCUUUACAUAAUAAUUAAUUAAUUAUAAAUAUAUCAAACCUACAAAAACACAUUUGCUUUACUUUUUCCAUAUAAUGUGAUUUAAUUAAGAUAUAGUUUAUGUAAGAUUAUAGACAAAAUUUAAAGUCGACGAUGUACAAUAAUAAACAACAUACAUUCCUAAUUUUUAUGCUACUUAAGAGAUUUAAUAUACUUAAUUAAUUGUUUAUUAUAACAAAAAUAUAUUUUUAUACUUAUUUAACACUUUUAUAUAAUUUUUAAGUUCCUGUUUAUUUAAAACAUAAUUGAAAGGAAAUAUUAACUAACUUAGAACCUUAACAGAAUUGUUAUUUAUUCACAAAUUGUUUUUUUUAUUUGUUUAUUGCUAACAAUGUAUAUCUAUAAAUAUUAUUUUUUUAUUAAAAUUUAUAAUAAUUAAUCUAUCUAUCUGGUGUAGUGUGUCUUAAAUGCAUAAUCAGAAAAAUGUCAAAAUGAAAAUUGAUCAAGUUAUGAUAAAGUACAAUGUAGGAACAGUCUUGUUAUAUUUAGCAUCUAGAAUAAAAUAUAGGAAACUUUCAAUGUAGAACUUCGUAAAUUUGCUAAAUGGGUAGGGCAAUUAGACGUAGAAAAUACGGUCAUUGCAGUUUAUCUACGAAUAUUUUAAUAAUAUCCUUUCUUCAUUUUAAUAGCGGAGCUUAAAUCUUUGAGCACUACAUGAUAUAAUAUAAUUAUAUUGUGAAAUUGAUACCUAAAUAUUAAUAUCGUAAAAACUUUUAAAACUGUUUUAAAUGUGUGUUUAAUAUCAAUAAGUUAAACUUUAAAUAAUAAUUAGAUUCAUAAUGACAUGACACUGUCUCGACAUAUUAUUAUAAAUGUAUUCGUAAGAAAAUAGUUUCAAUUAAAACAAUUGCAUACAUAAAGGUACCUACAGAAGUAAGUACCAUAUCCACUUCUGUACUUAAAGUCACUUUAGAAUUUAGACUUGUCGUUUAGAUGUUAUAAAAUUAUUAGACUGUACGUUAUAAGGAAUCUGUAGAAACUUAAAACAAUUGUUUAUUUAUAAUUUUAGAUGAAUUUAUUUUGAUAAAUCAAAUGUUUAAUCCCGUUAUGUUUUUAUACCUUUUACAAACAAAACAUUUGUUACUUUAAAUAGAUAAGUAAUUAGUUAGUAAUUUUUUUUUAUAAAUAACAAAUAUUUUUAUUGUCUGCACAUUUGCGCAAAGGAAAAUGAGCGAACAGUUUUUUAUGAUUGACAUUACUAAUGAUAAUUUUGAGAAUUUGAAAUUGUGAGUUGUGUCCAUGUUAAUAAUGAAAAAGUUACCGUGCUAAAUCUUUAAUCAAUGUCCAACCCAUAGAUGAAUUUAAAUCUUUCUUAAAGACGUCUCGUCAGGGUUAUAAUAUAUUGGAUUAAAAUUUUGUUAAUGAGGAAUAUUUAAAACGUUCAUGAAUUGCUGCUUCGUAUAUCUACAUAUACGAACAUUGAAAUGUUUCAUAAUAUAUACGUACAUUUACCACCAUCAAUUUAUACGCCUAAUAUUAGACAUUGUUGUUAAACUUGAUGUAUUUUAGAAAAUUAUUGAAUUAAUCGAUGUUAUAUAGAUGUUUACUGUACAUAUAGACAUAAAUAAAGCCAACGUAUGAAGUUCUGAGUGUUAUAGAAGGCUGUAUUUUUGGGUGAUAUUUUAGAAAGAGGAGGCCAGCAUAUCUUUGAUACCAUUAUUUGACAAAAAGGAUGGAAAAGCAUAGAAAUAUUUAGAAAUGAUGUGAUAAUUAUGCAUUUAGUUCUAGUGUUGUUGUGCUAUUAAUAAAAU
Zerene cesonia (dogface butterfly) is the source of this 5677-nucleotide messenger RNA. It is a transcript of the gene GlyT, whose product is annotated as sodium- and chloride-dependent glycine transporter 1-like. The record is from RefSeq and is a predicted model, not a curated record. Lineage: Eukaryota; Metazoa; Arthropoda; Insecta; Lepidoptera; Pieridae. The transcript has 2 exons. Gene Ontology annotation, cellular component: membrane. Bases 131 to 2182 code for a protein of 683 amino acids. Gene Ontology annotation, biological process: sodium ion transmembrane transport.